Aureobasidium pullulans EXF-150 is the source of this 1436-nucleotide messenger RNA. RefSeq names its product SCA7-domain-containing protein. Gene Ontology annotation, biological process: RITS complex assembly; regulatory ncRNA-mediated heterochromatin formation; regulation of transcription by RNA polymerase II. The coding region runs from base 101 to 1264 and encodes 387 amino acids. The record is from RefSeq and is a predicted model, not a curated record. Gene Ontology annotation, cellular component: SAGA complex. Lineage: Eukaryota; Fungi; Ascomycota; Dothideomycetes; Dothideales; Saccotheciaceae. The transcript is spliced from 4 exons.
GCGUAAUAGGUCAUUGCUGUAUAGCAUCGUCAGUCACCCGGGUACAUGACAGCGCCCGAUGGUUUGAAAGAACAGCCCCGGGGUUUCUGGAAAUCGCAAGAUGGCGCCGAAUGGCACGGGUCGAAAGGCCCCGGCCGGUGGGAAGUCCAAAGCAUACGACUUUGUGUCGCGGUCGUUAUUGAACGAGGCUCUUGGUACCGACGCGAAGAAGCAGACUCUCAAGAUGAAGGACGAUGUCGUCAAGAGGUUGCCCAAGGCGUCGAAGCCAGGCAACUGGGACUCGGAUGUCGUUGGAGGUGUCGAGAAGGAUACGAGCGGAGUCGUGAACCGCGUACCGAUGGAUGUCGCGCGCGCCUUUGCGACCGGCCACCCCAUGCAAGACAUCCCCGACGUCGUUCGCUGCAACCAUUGCAAGCGCCCCGUACUUCGACACAAAGCCAAGGCUCACAUCGAAGAGUGCAUCCAGAAGAAGCAAGAGAAGCAACGCAAGAAGAAGGAAGCAAAGGACGCCCGCGACGCCGCUGCGCGCAGAGCCGAACGUGAAAACGACAACAGCGAAUCGGAAGAGGAAGAAGGCAUGAUGGCUUCCAAGACUGCCGGCAAGAACGACGGCACAUCAGGCAAGAAGCGCAAGGCCGAAGACAUGACCGAAGGCGGAAAGAAGAAGAAAAAGAAGGACGAACCCAAGGCCAAGGCCCCUCGUCCCAAGGCCCCCGUCGACGUCGAGAAGCAGUGCGGUGUUCCUCUCGCCAACGGAGCCCAGUGCGCACGCAGUUUGACAUGCAAGUCCCAUAGUAUGGGUGCCAAACGCGCUGUGCCGGGCAGAAGCGCUCCUUAUGACAAGCUGCUGGCCGAAUACCAGCGCAAGAACCAAGCCAAGCUACAAAAGCAAGCUCUUGAAGCACAACAGCCCUACCAAGACGACGAGUUCGCCCACGCCGGCCCCAUCGACUCAGACGAAGAAAAGGAUCAAGUUCUUGCCGCCAUCGCCCAAUCACGACCCCGUCCACUCUGGCAAUCUCAGCCUGUUCAGCGCAGGCGCAAGUACGAAUACGUACGCAUCAGAGAGAUGAUGAGCAGUGCUCUGAGCGGUAAAGGUGCUGGCCUCUUCCGCACCGGUCCCCCUCCUGAAGAAGACAACAUCAAUCUCAUCAACGGCAUGGACCCCAUGAUCGCAACUCCGGACAACAGCGACAGAAGAAUGAGUGGCGUGCAACGCACCAUGGCAGGAACCCAUUCUCGCAAGACGAGUGGUGUCCCAUGAGCACAGCAGACCAACAUACAUGACUAGGAAAUUGGCGUUUUAAGGCUCUUUGGGAUGGCGGUUUAUUACAGAGAUACCCAUUUUUCUUUCACUGACGAGCAAAGGAACGAGGGUUACUCCUACUCUAGCAGUAGGCAGAUUACACGACGAAUGCAUGUUUCUUUUGUCCCAA